GAGGAGACCUGCCCGUGGUCGCGCGCAGCGAGCGACAACGUGGUCCGCUGCCGGGACCUCACGUCCUGCAGGGCGGAGCCGCUGCGCCAGACCUGCUGCGACGCGCGCGGCGGGAUCCUGCAGUGCCCCGAGAACUUCCCUCUUCUGUGCGGCGACGGCUACUGCAGCGACUUCGAGGAGCUCUGCCAGGGGCGCGGCGGCGUCAGGGAGUGCCCGGGCGCGGAGGAGUGCCCCUGGCUGCUGCCCGCCCCAAGCUCGAGGACCUACGCGUGCAAGGACGGGAGCUUCGCGAGGCGCAGCAUGUUCGGCCACCCCUGCCAGGGGGGCGGGGAGGGCGGCAUUCUCCGCUGCCCCCUCGACACGCCCGUCAUGUGUGCAAACAAGCGCUGUGGAGGGCGCUGGUGGACUACUGUUGCGUCAAGAAGGGCGCCGAUUGCGCCAAGAAGGACAUGGGCGGCAUUCGCGAAUGCGGUGUGCACAUCUCUGACCUGUACAACGAGAGCUGGCUUUUCAAUCAAGAGUUUCGACAACUUGGCUAGCCGGUCGACCGAUCCACUGGCCGCGCUGUCGUGGAUCUCGCGCCUGUGGCGCCUCCGCCCGGAGACGAUGCUUGGCGCAGCAUGCAAGCGAGACUUCGACAAAUGCUUGGCUCCAGGAGUUCCUGAAGCGCCCACGGGGCGCGACCGGCCUGGGGCGAGAGUUGGGUGCAUGUGAGGCCGGAUGGCUUCCCCUGGCGCGCGGCCCUUCUCUGCACGUGUAUGCAGCGCUCGGCCUCCAGGUGUUCCACAUGUGAACGCAGCCGCGGCUGUUGCCAGCCUCCUCGUGCAUGUACGUUCUGGAGCGUCCGUUCAGCGUCUCGCUCCGCCAGCUCUGGCCCACCGCGGCGGCGGAGGAGGAGCCGCAUACGGGCGCGGGCCGACGUUUCGACCGUUUUCAUAGAUGUUGACACACUGCGGUCGGCCUUUCGGAGGAUCGCGCCAGUUUUCGACCGAAGUCUGAGCAGACGCUUUUUUGGCCUAUGGCUGCUUCGCAGUCUCAGGGAGAGCGCGCGCGCCCUACCCGAGGCCUAGUGGCAACGUGGCCGCCGCAGAGCCACAAGUAGAGACACUUUUGAGUAGCUGGUAGCUCUUGCCGCAUGGGGCCUCCAGGCUCAGCUGGUUGCUUUCGGGCUGCAUGUCGUCGUGGCGCUUAUCCGUACCAAGCCGUACGCUGGCGCUCGAGACCGGAGACUGCAGGCCCAUACUGCCUACGUAUCGUGCCGUCUCCUCGUCCACCUCGUUAAUUAUCCUCCCCUCCUCCGUCGUCGUUCUGGCUCGAGCAACACCUGUUCAAGCGACUAAACCUAUCCCUCGAUGGGGUGCAGGCAGCCAGCACCACUGAUGGCUGCCCAGCCCGGCGUGAUCCAUCGUUCCGCGUGCCUGCAACUAUCCCUCGGAGCUUCCUGCUACCACGGGCGGCUUUCGCGGACAGCCUCGACACUCUCACACGCCGCGGCGGCGCGUGGACGCAGGUCGCUGCGCCGAGCGCGCGGGCUGGGUUCGCGCACGGAGGUUGCACUGGUCGGCCCCCGAGCUGGUGCGCCGCCGGGAGCUCCCCUCGACGCCCGCCGG
Molecule: messenger RNA, 1610 nt
Organism: Prorocentrum cordatum
Lineage: Eukaryota; Dinophyceae; Prorocentrales; Prorocentraceae
Source: the annotation of a GenBank genome assembly